GUAAAGAUGGAGCUGAAACAAAGAAAUUUUCGCUCGACAAGUUCUUUCAUAAUGACUUUGAGAAGGGUGAAACCGAUACUUAUGAAGUGAGUGGUGAUGAUGUUGGGGCUGUUGUAAUGAUUACAUUGAAUAACAAUGGCAUGGGUGUGAAAAGUGAUUGGUAUAUUGCUAAAGUUAGUGUGGAGAAAGAGCUUAAAGGUGGAAACGAGAAGUAUGAAUUCCCUUGCUAUCGUUGGGUUGUUCAUCAGUUGGUUGUCUUUGAAGGCAAAGGUAAAAUUACAUACUUAUUGUACAAAAUGGCGCCUCAAAACUGA
Paramuricea clavata is the source of this 314-nucleotide messenger RNA. The record is from the annotation of a GenBank genome assembly. NCBI's taxonomy places the organism in Eukaryota, Metazoa, Cnidaria, Anthozoa, Malacalcyonacea, Plexauridae.